GAGAAAUGAAACUCAGCCCACUUACCGGAAAUGAUUGGAAUGUUGGGGGACGUGCAGAUGUGCAGUAUUCCAGUGCACCACACAGUCUGCGACAGAAGCUGAUAGAGAAAGAGCUGAAGACAUGGCACAAACGUUUAAAGGAAAACCAGGAGACCUGAUCGAGAUCUUCCGUGAUGAACCCUAUCAGCACUGGGCUGUCUACAUCGGAGGACAAAUGGUGGUUCAUUUAGUUCCAGAGGGUGGUCAGUCAUCUGGCUCGUCAGCAAAUCCAAGCAGCAGCAGCAGAGCAGAGGUGAAGCUUGAGAAGUUUGCCGAUGUGGUCGGCAGUGACCGUUACCAGGUCAACAAUCUGCUGGAUGACAAGUACAAGCCUUGUGAUCCUUCCAUCAUAGUGAAGGAGGCCUGUGAGAGGGUGGGCCGCGAGCCAAAGUAUGACCUUGUUGAUUACAACUGUGAGCACUUUGCCAACGAGAUGCGAUACGGCAAGGCAGAGUCUCGUCAGGUGGAAAAUAACGUUUGGAAUGCAAUCUUCACUUUCACCUUGUUAAUCGGAGGCUUGGUCACCGGAGACUCCCCUGUCUUUCGAAGAGUCGUAGUUUUGGCAUUUUUUGUCUAUUUAGCUCUGUUUCUCAGUCGUUUCAGCAGUUAAGAGUCUCUUUGGAUAAAAAGCAUCAGCUAAUUGAAACGUGAUGUCUCUCUCGUGUAACAUCAGAGGUCCAACUCAGUGUCUUGUAGCCAUGCCCUUGUCUCUGGUCCCACGUCAAAGAGGCCGGCUUCCGAGGGUGGUCUGUGUAGGGGGCAGGUGGUCAUAAUAUGUUCGACAGUCUGUUCAGGGGCACCACACUCGCAUGCAGCGCUAUGAAACGUGAUGUGAUAUGAUGUGAUGUGAUGUUAGGGAUGUUUCUUUGUCUUUCAUGUCAUUCCUCACUUUUUAAACGGAUCAAAUAAUCAUCUGCACACAAUUUAUUUGCAAUAAAAUAAUUUAAGAUACAA
Molecule: messenger RNA, 993 nt
Organism: Platichthys flesus (European flounder)
Lineage: Eukaryota; Metazoa; Chordata; Actinopteri; Pleuronectiformes; Pleuronectidae
Product: phospholipase A and acyltransferase 3-like
Exons: 4
Coding region: 122-649 (175 amino acids)
Biological process (GO): N-acylphosphatidylethanolamine metabolic process
Cellular component (GO): cytoplasm
Molecular function (GO): glycerophospholipid phospholipase A1 activity; A2-type glycerophospholipase activity
Source: RefSeq, a predicted model, not a curated record